GUAACGAAAAUCGGCUACUGCCCUCGUCGACAGGGAUACUUACAAGUAAGUGGCUACAUACAGCUGAAGCCCCCCCUUCCACAUCCACUUAAACAUAGAUCAUAAAACUGAAGUCUAGAAGGCAUCAAGAAUAUCAUGGUGUCGUUUUUCAAUGACUUAGUAGCCGGUCUUUCGGCUGACUAUUCCUUGAAGCCCUCGGAUUUCGAGAAAGUGGAGACCACAGGUAAGCCACUGCGAGGACCAGCCUCGAGGCGAGCAAGUCCUCAGAGCGGCUCGCGCGUGAGUGCUCUGGUGCGUGAAAUCGAAACACGGACCGCUGCAUCGACUAUCUCUACGACCUCUGGACCCAAGAAUGGCGCCAAACCGCCGAUCAAUGCUAAAGUGUCUAUGCAGCAUUUGGAUAUCGGCUUCGGUCAGGGGCCUCCAGCCCUUUCGUCGUCGCCUGGUGGACCCGAUGCACAAUUAUUGGAAUUCCGUGUGCAACAAGGGCUCGGGAUAGCCGUAGACAGCGGAUCGAGUCCACCGUCCUCGAGUGGAUCUCCAGACAACCUCGCUGGUACGAAAAGAUGCCACGACGGAAGAAGUAAGGCUUCAGAUGAAGCUUUCAAUUUUCGCGGCACUGACUGCAGCAGAGGAGGAAGAGACAUCAUGACAAGUCGCACUUCAACGGAAGAUGGGCAGAUGAACAACAGCAGCCCAGAGCAAUCACCGCCACGUAUCAUGAAGGAACUGAGUCUCGGAAGCACGAUAUCUGCCGCCAGUGUGCCAGAUCCAAUGGGAGCUGAUAGUGUCGUUGUGGGACGAGGAGAUGCUGCUCCAGAGCCUAAGUGUUCAUCUCCUAGUAACAAUCUUGAUGAGGGACUCUCGAUAUGGGAUCACCUAGCGAGCGAGGCAACCGGUCUAUUUUUUAGCCUUGUAGACGAAGUCACCAAAGUCCACGAUUCGACAAGCACACUGCCUUUGACAUCCACGCCUGCUCUUUCACAAGCACAGCCACCAAAUGUCCAAGAAGCGAAAAGCCAGUGCUUUCAGAUGCCGCAGCAGACAACAUCUUCAUCUUCCCCAGCUGGCACAACAGUGCCUGCUUCUGCAUCUUCGUCGAUGAUUGCCGAUGAGCAAUCGUUCUCCUCAUCAGCCUCACAGCCUGGAACUGGAAGUGGUGGCAAGAAUAUGAUUAGUCAUCAGGACGACCUCAGCGAUGCCGCUGUAAAUAGAAAGCCAAGAAGUGGUCCCAGCGUACUGGAAAACGAGGUAGCUUCGUCAACAACGGGAGCACCGCCACGACCCUCCGCUCUUCCUACUGGUAGCACCUCAUCAACCACGAAACGACCUGUACGUAGGACGCGGGACCUUGCUCUUGCUGGGUCGCAAGUGGAGGCUGUACUGCGAGUCCAGCAAACCUGCUACAAACGGGAAGCUGCCAAAAUUGAUCAUUAUGUGGAAACAGCGAGCACCUCUGCGACGAGCUCCUGCGCAGGCGAUGAUAAACCAGACACAGGGAGCGGUGCCGAAAGCAUUGGUGAUGGUAUCAAUUUACUUUCUGAAUCAUCCACUCCAGGACAGCCUGGUGCCUUGUUACCUUGUGAUGGCAAUGAGUUUUCGAGUUCAUCUGUCUGACUUUCUUACAACGAUAAAUAUGAUCAUUGUCUAGAAGAGGGAAGCACACAAUUCCACAUGUACUUGACCUCGUAAAAUGAAAAAUGACAGAAACGACCACAUCCUCUGGCUCCACUGCUCUGGGCUAUUCCGGAGGGGUUUUCUCUGCGUCUGCGCCUACAUCCAAGGUUGAUCAGUAUCUAUCCCAGUUUCUGUCUCGGCAUCCGGAGUACGGACUGGAAAUCGAAAAGUCCUCCAAUCCACCAUCCAAUUUUUCUUCAACCAUGGCGCAAUCGAAUUCUAGUACCUCAUCAUGGUUUCGCAUCCGUGGUCGUGUCGUCCAGCUCGUAUACAGAGAAGGCUACCUGAGCUCUCACGGGUCUAUAGAUGUCGUGGACGGACCACUCGCACAGGACUUGGAGGACUACCUUGAUGGCAGGCAAGAGACGGCACGCUAUAGCGGUCUGACGGAUCAGCAAGGUAAAGACAAAACACGCCUGGUGUCUUUCGCAGACAAUGAACAGGUACUUCGAGUUACUUCCUACCCUUGCCCUUCGUACUCUGAAUGCUUAAGAAAGGUAAGCGACAUGCUAGACAUUAUGACGUUGAUCGCGCAUAUCCAUAUGUACUCCAUAAAAAGAAACUACCACGAAAACUAGAACUACUGCGAAGAGUCCUUACUUCGUCAAUAACUAAUGGCUUUCAAGAACCGGCAGGUCUACAACCGCAUUGAAGCCAUGCGCGUAGCGAAAGAGCAGGCCAAGAUUCGGGAACGCGAGCUGGGGUAUGGUUCUUACGAUCGAUACCGGAACUGGCACGAAAUCGCUUUGAGAAAGAGCGCGCCAAUUGACGCGUACGGUAAUAGCCGUGCACCUGCCCACGUUUCUCUCAUGUCCUACGAAGGUUCUACAGGCACUUACUCGAGCAACAUUAGCCACGCGUCAUCAACGAAUCAAAUAGGCGGCUUCGACCAACAACAACAGCCGAUAAGCCAAGGUGGAAGCGGUGGCACAAUGUACCAGCCUGCAUCGAAUGUGUACCAACAACUUGCGGGCGAGGUGCAAGGCGACAUUCAACGGCAAGGCACCGAGGUUCUCACGGAGCCUGUCGCGCUACCUGCACACCUCUACGGUGGGUCAACAGUUUAG
Amoebophrya sp. A25 is the source of this 2744-nucleotide messenger RNA. The record is from the annotation of a GenBank genome assembly. NCBI's taxonomy places the organism in Eukaryota, Dinophyceae, Syndiniales, Amoebophryaceae.